CUUCCUGUUACCCGUGAUGCACCGCGGGUGGUGCUAUGUUUUUCUCCUCAAUAAAUAAGUUAACUAAUGGAAAGUUAAUGAAAGUACGUAUAUAUGCCUGAGCUAUCAGCAUUUUCAUUUAAACGACGUAUAGUUUGAGCUUGACAAGUGGGCUCACAAAACCAGUUUGAUCCGGUAGGUUAGGUUGAACGUUGAACGUUGAACUCCGUAGCUAAGGUAACAACGUUUGACGUGAGUCGCGGGAGAAUUAAGAUCAAAUAAACACCGUAACACCCACGGAGUUAUUCCUGAUUAUUUCUAGACUUCUUUGAUUAGCAUUGACCAUGGAAAGACAUAACUUGGGAAACGAAAGGCUGAUAGUACCCAAUGACUUUACCUCAGCUGCAUUUUCAAGAAAUACUCAAAAGGAGCUGAUACCCCCAUCACAUUUCACAUCGAGUGCCCAGUCUGCUGGAUCACACCGAACUGCAAAAACCCAGGACGCAUCGGCACCCAUUUCCUGGUUUAACCCAGCCAAAACAUCAAUAUCAUCAGGGGAUUCCAGUCCUGCCAACCCAUGGCUCGCUAUAUCUCAGGCCCAACAGGAAAUCUUGGAGCUCAGGAGGGAAAAUCAGAGGAUCAUGAUGUCUCAGCGAGAAAACAGAGGUGCAGGCAUAGCCGUGGCUCAUCCGUCAGACCCUAGGACAAGGUGUGCAGAAAGAGGUGAGCAGUGGUCCAGAUGGGAGCCAGAGCGGCAUCUGGAGGCAGAGAAGCACAAGGCUGAAGUUGAAAGGUUGAAGGGGCAGGUGGAGGCCCUGAAGGAGACUGCAGAGAGAUACAGGGAAGAGAUGAGGGGCAGAGACAGCACACCGAACCGACAGAGCCAUGAGUUGGAAGCAAUGCACAAAGAGUUUCAUGAGGCCAAGAUUGAAUUGUGCAAAAUCAGAGAGGAACUCAGUGAAAGCGGUGCACAGAAGGAGAAAAUAAGCUCACAGCUUGAAAGGCUGAAGGGAGAAUCUGGUGAGAAAAUUACAAAGCUGAGAAGAGCUUUAGAGAGGAGUGAAGAGGACUCCCGGGAGCUUGUCCUGAAAGCCGAAAUGGGCAGGUUACAAGCUGAGGAGGAAGCCAAACAGCAGACUCUUAAAUUAUCAGAACAACUGGAGGAAAUGCGCAAGAAGCAGAAGGUCGAGCUUCAACACUUGAAUGCUUCCCACUGUGCAGAGUUGGAUACAUCAAUCAAAACCAACAGGGAACUACAUGACAAACUUCAAUCAAUGACCUCAGAAUUGUUGCAGCUGAGAAGCACUCUGGUGGAGGUAUCCACUGAGAGAGAUGGGCUUCAAGAACACAUAAGCCAAAUGGGACAAGCAUUUGAGACACAAUCAGCAACACUGCACAGCCUCAGAAAUUACAUCGGCCAGCUUGCCCCAGAGAAAGGAAAGAAGGAACGAUUAAAUGACACUGUGGAGAGGCUGAACAAAGAGAAAGCAGCUCUUCAGAUGACCGCAGAGCUUUUGACCGUCAGGCUUAACUCUGUGAAUGAGAUACUGGCCCUCCAAGAAGGGAACAUGGUGAAGAAGACCUUGACAGACACGCUCGUGAAGAAUGAAUCAGAAGGCCUUCAAGUGCUUCGACUCUGGAGAGGGAAAGUGUUCAAGCUAUGUGUCCAGCUUCGCUCAAAGGACAUUGAACUGAGAGGAGAGAAGGAAGAAAUUCUUUUCAAAGUCAGAACUGUGGAGCAGAAGCUCCAGCAGGAGCAGCAUCGGGCUAAUGUGCUCCAACACAGUUUGGAUAACAAGAUAGCUGAGCUGGACCUGGAGAGAAUAGAAAAGGAGAAACUGAAGAUGGACUUGGUCCAGGCUCACGAGGAAAACUCUCAGCUGAAGUCACAGAAUGAAAAAGCAGAGGCUGGUCUUAGAACUGUUUCAGAGGCAGCACAGAGGUUUACCUCAGCAUUUGAAAGCAAAGUGUCAGAAGUGGAUGCCGCUCAAACAAGGCUUAACACUUUAUCACAGAGGUUAAUUUUUGCAAAGAGACGAGUGGAGACUAUCCAAGGUUUGAUCAUGAGGAGGGUUGCUCUGCAGAAAGUUCAGCAGGCCAGUAAACAUGCAGAACAUACUGCAGACAGCAUCACAAACCUUCAGACGGAGCUUAGUUUGCUCUCUGAAGAGAGAGACAAACUCGCACAGGAACUCAAAAGAACCCCACAGCUCAUUGAGAAAGCUCUGGCUGACCUAAAAGAACAGUAUGAGAGCAACGUGCAGCAGCAGCAAAAGGAGCUGGAGCAGAGCUGGAUGGAAGUCCGUCAGGCUGUAGCAGGUAGAGAAGAGGCCGAACAGAACGUGCAGGAGCUCCAGGCCCAGCUGAAGGAGAGUGAAGUCAACCUGGAGGAACUCAGCUCUGAGCUGCUCAGUCAGCAGGAGCACAGCGAGCGUGCCCUGCAAGAGAGAGUGUCUGAGAUCAAGGACCACUGUGCUGAGAAGCUGAGAGAGAUGGAGGAUCAGGUCAAUACUGCCAGAAGGGAGCACACGAAAGCAGUUAUGACUUUGCGGCAGUUUGAGAAAGAGACGGGGAAGAAACAGGAUGAGAUGAGAAAAUCUCAACACUAUGGGAGCGAACACAUAAAACAAAAAGUCCAGGAUAAUCAACCGAUGGAGACGGUGAAAGACAAAAAUCUGCUGCUGGCCUCUGUCGCUGAGUAUACAAGAGCUCAUUCAACAGCUGCACAGAACUCUUUAGCACCCAGGGAACAUCCAGAAAAAUCUUCACACAUACAUGCAGAUGCAAGGCUCCUGUCUGUUUUGGAGGAGCUCCACAGCCUCAGUGCUGCAGUGGUUAACAGCUCAGAGGACUCUGCGGAGGAGGAGGAGGGACAGAGUGACAGCGUGGGACCGUCCACAGGCAGUCUGACAGCUGAUACCUAAUGAUGAGUCACUUGAGCCUGACAACACACCUUUAAUUUGUUCAAGAGGUGGGCAGUGAUGAUGCUGGAGGAGCCAAAAAAAACACAGCCAGUGCAGAUUCAUUAUACUGACAUUUAACACAAACAGGAAAUCUUUCAUUAGAUCUUCGGUGUCCGUCUACAGGAGGACUUUUAUUUGCAGACAAUUCUGGAAAACAUUGAUGGGCACAAAAUCUGACUCAGCAAAGACUCUGGGCUGUAUCAAUACUCCUAAUUUCUAUCGAGUAAAUCUCAAUACAUGAGGAAUGAAAGAAAUAGAUUUUUAUGUAAUUAGUCCCAGCAAGAAACUGAAAAAGUAGAUUAUCCUGAGAAUAAAACUCUGGCAGAGUUGCAAAACAUCUAAAACUCUGCACAAAAUCCUUAUUUUACUGGAAAAAUUAUCUCAAACUAGUUAGUUUCGCUUCAAUCGCCCCAAAAGUCGCACAAACCCCAAAAUCUUAAAUUAAUGUACAUUAGAGAAAAGUACUUUAUAUAAUUUAUGUCACAUAAAAAAUCUGAAUAGGUUUUUAAAAAUGUUCUGAUUUCAAUAAAUACAAAUAUGUGACUCAAUUUUCAGUGACAUUUUUAUCAUUAGCUAAUUUGGAACAUUGGUAAUUGCUCACAGAUAACUGUCUUGGCUUGGAUUUUAGUAGUUUAUGUGAUGGCUCAAAUAUAAAUGUAUCAUGCAUCAGGUCCGUGAUAGUAAAGCCCUUCAUAAUAAGUCAGAUGUUUCAAUAAAGUGAGAUUCAAGCAUAAAAACAUCAGACUUUCUCAGGUGUAUAUGAGAACUUUGAGUUUGUUUAGAUGAAGCAGGUGUAAAUGUCACUGGUUUCUCUUCAUAUCACAUGGAGACAAUGGGGAGGACCUGUAGGAUCUCGUGUGGAAAGAAAUCAAUAGUUUCUAUUUGAAGUUUCUCUAUAGAGGUCAAUCUGAAAAUGACUGUGUAGUCAUAGGAUGGAUGAUGAUAAACAUCAUGAUGAAGUAGAUAAUUGUGCUAUUUGUCAUGUUGUCAUGAGUGCUAAUAAAUGUUGCAGUAGUUCAGAGUUUCCAGCCCUGAGGUAAAACCAUCUCAUGGAGAGCUCAGUGAAAUUACUAAUAAAGUCUAGACGUCCCUACUCUU
Notolabrus celidotus (New Zealand spotty) is the source of this 4040-nucleotide messenger RNA. It is a transcript of the gene cchcr1, whose product is annotated as coiled-coil alpha-helical rod protein 1. Gene Ontology annotation, biological process: cell differentiation; protein export from nucleus. Lineage: Eukaryota; Metazoa; Chordata; Actinopteri; Labriformes; Labridae. Gene Ontology annotation, cellular component: centriole. The record is from RefSeq and is a predicted model, not a curated record. Bases 324 to 2903 code for a protein of 859 amino acids. The transcript is spliced from 19 exons.